AAUAGCACAUUCUAUAAAUACAGCCGGUGGUUUAGUUUCACGUGUGCUUCGAUGCUUGUCUCUGUGUGAAAUAAAUACCAGUUCUUGAAUUUGUUCAUCAAACAAAAUGAGCACUAAAUAUGAGGUGAAAACAUCAAAUAAAUUGGGCAGAUAUUUAGUAGCUGCAAAGGAUUUAAGGGCAGGGGAGAGAAUACUUUCAGACCAGCCCUUCGUUCUGGGCCCUAACAGCGACACAUCGCUGGUCUGCUUCAACUGUUACCUGCCCCUCAUCAGCAAGUUUGUGGUCUGCAAGAAUUGCGGGAUUGCACCAAUUUGUCCUGGAGAUGGGUGCCCUGAACAGUUUGCUAAAUGGCACAGUCGCCAAGAGUGUGACUUCUUUCGCAACCUGAAGUUAAACAAAGGAACGAGCCCCAUGACCAUGGUGCAGAAUGUGGGCUCGUUGUUGGUGCUGCGAGCGCUGCUCAAACAGAACGACAGCCCGCAGGAGUGGAAGGUGUUCAGCGAGUUGGAGUCACAUCUGGACAGGAGAAGGGACAGUUCUGUUUGGGAGUAUUAUGACAACACCGUGAAGUUUAUUCAAUCCCUCGGGCUCCUUGAAAAUGGCCAGAACCAAGAGCUGGUCCAACAGAUAUGCGCUGCCAUCGACGUGAAUAGUUUCGAAGUGCGCGGUCCGCCCAUACCGGCCAUCGGAUGCGCGGAGGUGUUACGAGGAGUUUACUUGCAGGCAACACUAUUGGCUCACGACUGCGUGGCCAACACUCACAUGUCCAUUAAUGACAACAAUGUGUUGGUCUGCCACGCCAGCACCGACAUCAAGAAGGGAGAGCCCAUUUAUUAUAACUACACCGAUGCUUUGAAAGGCACAGCAAUUAGACAACAACAUCUCAUGAUCGGCAAAUAUUUCAAAUGCACCUGUUCCCGGUGCUCUGACGUCACUGAAAUGGGCACGUAUAUGAGCUCUGCCGUGUGUCCCGCCUGUAAAACUGGCUACAUGUCCCAACAUGGAGAACUGUGGGUGUGUCACAGUUGCAAGAACGAAACUGAACACUCUGUUGUAGGGCAUAAGGUUCAGUGUUGCUCGGAUAAAUUAGAAGUCAUAAACAAAAAAGACGAGAAAGAAUUAGAGGAGUAUAUCAGAUAUGUCUCCCUCGUGCUGGCACCAAACCACUAUCUCUUACUGGACGCUAAGCAGCGCCUGGCGGGAGUUCUCAGAGACAUAAUCAACAGAGAGCCGCGCCCCACCAAGAAGGUGAUGCGACGGAAGAUGGAACUGUGUAAGGAACUGUUGCCAGUUUUGGAGACACUGAGUCCAGGAAUUUGUCGCAUCAAAGCUAUCACAUUGUAUGAGUUACAUGCAACAAUUGUGCAGCUCGCUAAGAAGUUAUUCGACGCGCGUGAAAUCACCGGCGCAGAUUUCGCGGAUGAAUUAUUAUGUGCCGAAAAGCACUUAAAACAUGCGCUGGAAAUGCUAGUCAUCGAACCGGGCAAUUCACCUGAAGGCGAACUGUGUGCGAAGGCUCUAGAAGAAUAUAGGGCGUUGAAGUUAACUAUAGCUAAAGUUAUGGAUAGCGUCCACGCGGAGGGAAAAGUUUAUAAAAUUGAAGAUGUCACUGAAGAAGAGGCAUUACAUCCUGAAAUUGAUUGAAAAUUUAAAAUUUCAACGGUUUAAAAUAAUUACAUAAGACAAACAGUGCUGUUUUAUUUAAGCUUUUAAAAAAGAUUUAAAAUAAAUUGUUUUGAAAUACUACUCCAAGGAACCAUAAACUACUUCAUUCUUGUAAAAACCCGUAUUAAAUCUACACAUUAAUCUUUUUUUUUUUUUAUAAAUUUUUAAUAAUGUUUUGUAUUUUUUACUUAUAUUGUUAAAGAUUUAAAAAAAAACGAAGUAAUAAAU
Messenger RNA from Bicyclus anynana (squinting bush brown), 1894 nucleotides. RefSeq names its product SET domain-containing protein SmydA-8. The coding region runs from base 107 to 1645 and encodes 512 amino acids. NCBI's taxonomy places the organism in Eukaryota, Metazoa, Arthropoda, Insecta, Lepidoptera, Nymphalidae. The record is from RefSeq and is a predicted model, not a curated record. Gene Ontology annotation, molecular function: protein binding. The transcript is spliced from 9 exons.